This is a messenger RNA of Rhododendron vialii, 2424 nucleotides long. Its product is annotated as probable inactive purple acid phosphatase 2. The transcript has 2 exons. The record is from RefSeq and is a predicted model, not a curated record. NCBI's taxonomy places the organism in Eukaryota, Viridiplantae, Streptophyta, Magnoliopsida, Ericales, Ericaceae. Gene Ontology annotation, molecular function: acid phosphatase activity; metal ion binding. Bases 42 to 2012 code for a protein of 656 amino acids.
UCCUCCUCCACCUUCAAAAAACCCACCUUAGAUAUUAUUCUAUGUUCCUAAUACUACCACCAAAAAUGCUCCCUUUUUUCCUCUCUCUCCUCUUCUGUCUCCUCUCUCUCGCCUCCCCAGCCUCCAUCUCCGUAACCCCUCAAACCCUCUCCAAAUCAAACGACCCCAUCACAAUCCGCUGGUCCCAAAUCACCUCCCCGUCGACCCUCGACUGGCUCGGCAUAUACUCCCCACCCAACUCCUCCCACGACGACUUCAUCGGCUACCUUUUCCUCUCCGCCUCGCCCACCUGGCGAUCCGGGUCGGGCUCCCUCACCAUCCCCUUGACGAACCUCCGAUCCGACUACCAGUUCCGGAUCUUCCGAUGGUCCGAUUCCGAAAUCAACCCGAAGCGCCAGGACCACGACCACAACCCCCUGCCCGGGACCAAGCACCUCCUGGCGGCGUCCGGGUCGAUCGGGUUCGAGCCGGGUCACGGGCCGGAGCAGGUGCACCUGGCGUACACGGGUUCGGGCGGUGAGAUGAGGGUCAUGUUUGUGACCCGGGAUGGGGAGGAGAGUUUUGUGAGGUAUGGGGAGAGAGAAGGUGGGUUGUCCGAUUGGAGGAGCGUAGGUACUGUGGUUGGGAGGUAUGAGAGAGAGGACAUGUGUGAUGCGCCGGCGAAUGAGAGCGUUGGGUGGAGAGAUCCUGGGUUUAUUCAUGAUGGGGUGAUGACUGGCUUGAAGAAAGGGAAGAGGUAUUAUUAUCAGGUCGGAAGUGAUUCAGGCGGUUGGAGCACCACUUACAGCUUUGUCUCAAAAAAUGACGACUCUGAUGAGACAAUAGCUUUCUUAUUUGGAGACAUGGGAACCGCUACACCCUACUCGACCUUCCUUCGUACACAAGAUGAAAGCAUAUCUACUCUGAAGUGGAUCAGCCGUGACAUUGAAGCCCUCGGUGACAAACCAGCCUUUAUUUCACACAUUGGAGAUAUCAGCUAUGCAAGAGGAUACUCAUGGUUGUGGGACAACUUUUUCGCUCAGAUUGAACCUCUCUCCUCCAAAGUCCCUUACCACGUCUGCAUUGGUAAUCACGAAUAUGAUUGGCCUCUGCAGCCUUGGAAGCCAGACUGGUCCUACGCUGUGUACGGAAAAGAUGGCGGUGGUGAAUGUGGUGUGCCCUACAGUCUCAAAUUCAAUAUGCCUGGAAACUCUUCCGAACUCACCCGGACUCGUGCCCCACCCACUCGGAACCUUUACUACUCAUUUGAUUUGGGUUCAGUGCAUUUCGUCUAUAUAUCAACAGAAACAAAUUUUUUGCCCGGCAGCAACCAAUAUGAUUUUAUAAAGCAUGAUUUGGAGUCGGUUGAUAGAAAAAAGACCCCCUUUGUGGUGGUCCAAGGGCACAGGCCAAUGUACACGACGAGCCAUGAAAACAGAGAUGCCCCCUUUAGGGAAAGAUUGCUGAAACACUUGGAACCUUUGUUUGUGAAGAAUAAGGUCACACUCGCAUUGUGGGGCCAUGUCCAUAGGUACGAGAGGUUUUGUCCUCUGAAUAAUUUCACUUGUGGGAGUAUGGGUUUGAAUGGAGAGAAAUGGGAAGCGUUUCCAGUUCAUGUAGUGAUUGGGAUGGCAGGUCAAGACUGGCAACCCAUAUGGGAACCCAGAGCAGACCACCCGGAUGACCCGAUUUUCCCACAGGCAAGCCGGUCUUUAUACCGAGGGGGUGAGUUUGGGUACACUAGGCUUGUUGCCAAUAAGGAGAAACUCACUUUUUCUUAUGUGGGGAAUCACGAUGGGGAGGUACAUGAUACGGUGGAGAUUUUGGCAUCGGGACAAGUUCUCAAUGGCAAUGAUGGUGGUUCUACGGCUGGGCAUAACAUGGUGCAAUCUUCGUUUUCAUGGUAUGUGAAGGGAGCAAGUGUUCUUGUGCUUGGGGCUUUCGUGGGGUAUGUUAUUGGGUACAUCUCGCAUGCCAGGAGAGAUGGUGUUUCUGGGAAGAGCUGGACUCCUGUGAAGAGUGAGGAAAUAUGAGCCCCUGGUUUUGCUCACAGCAUGUAGAAUUUUAUUGCACCAAAACCAUAUAAUACAUCAAUGGGUAAGGCCAUCCCUUUCCGAAAAAGAGGACAACCACUCCGGAGGCCUAAUCUAUAAUAGUACUUCAAUGGGUAGGUUAGUAUAUGCUUGGAAUGUCUACGGUCAUCUGCGCAUAAGCCGCUAGGUCUGUUCUGUGAAAAAUGCACUCACUAUGUCUGGAAACUUUCGAAAUUGAGCGGCUGCAAAGGUGGGAGUACUUCGCUACUUUGUAAUCGUAACUUACUGUAAGGCUGUGAACUCACAAAGUAUCUGUAAAUAUGCUUGUUUUUGCAGAAUAAGUGAACGUAUAGUCAUAGUGCUGAAGAAUGUAUUUGUCUGAGAUAUAUAUAUCAUCAUUUGCAUUUUGUCA